AUGGCUCAACACUCACUGCAUGUGUCCAUCGGCAUACUGGGAAUCUCUGGCGGUUCUCUUUUGCUUUUGGUGAACAACUAUGCCAGCUUACCUGAAAAAGACUUCAUCCCCCAUACUGUACUGGGGAUCUUGCUCCUCGUUAUUGCAAUCCUCUUAGCUUAUACAGGUAUCUCUCACAGUCUGUCCCACGCUCAGCUGUUUUCCUCUCUGUGUCUGACCGUUUCGGCCCUCUGGUGUGGUUCAGGUCUGGUGUACAUCCUGGUGGGGCAGGCGGUGCUGCAGCCUACGGAGCUGAGAUCCUCUCUGGUUCCCGGCCUGGCAGCAUUUACCUUAGCCCUGCUCGUCAUAGGCGCUGUAGCAGUUGCAGUAAAGGAAGCAGUUCUAGUUAUCAUAGCUGUCGGCAUAAGUUUAGCAAGUGCCCAUCAAAUCGCCGGUUUGUCAGCUUCAGGUUUUGGUCAGUCUGCAACAGCUGCCAACUACCUUCUGGUCUGUCUGGUGGGUGUUUACUUUGGUUUUGGACGUCUGCUGUACAGCAUCACUCAUGGUAAAUUGGAGCCUCCAGGAACUGGCUUGAGGAGAACAGCAGAGCAUCACCAGGGUUGUAAUGAUGCAGUGUCAGUGGGUCUGGUGAUGAACUUGCUGUCCGCCUCUGUGUUAGCCUGUCCUUUGUUAGGCGUGGUCCCCCAGCUCUCCAUUGGUCACGUCCCCUGGCUUUGGACAGCGGGAGUUUUCCAGCUUGGCAUGUGUGUCCUCUUCUACCGGGCCAUGGACACACUGGCCGCCACGUUUUACGGCUUCACUGCUCUGCUGAAAUUUGCAGAGGGCUACAGCGCUCUCCUGUCAUCUUCAGUUCACCCUUUCUCCCCUAUUCCCUUCCCCAUUGUCUUCUCUGUGCUUUUCUCCAUCCUGGCUCUGUUCAGUUGUCAGAAGAGCUUGCUGGAGGGGCUCUACCAGUUAAUCUUUGCAGCAUAUUGUAUUGUCAUUGCAGCCCAGCCUCAAGGCUUCUUCCAAGGAGGCACCCAGUGUGUUCAGGGAGCUAUAUUUGUGUUGUCUGCCGGCAUGCUUUUUAUUACCACAUUUAAUAUGGUUUCCACGACAAUGAUUCCUACGGGGCAGGGAUAUUUCAAAGCUUUGGUGACCAGGAUGCAGUGUCUUACUCUCAGAGCCCAUAAUAAAAAUCAACAUGUACCUUACCUGGGCUACUCCAAGUAUGCUGAUGCAGAGGUGUUAGGCCACGCCUGUAAUGUGCUAGCUGCUUUUGCCGUAACAGCCACAGUUGGGGACAUAAAUCCUCUGUCUGUGCUGGUUAUGCCCUGGGUGGUGGUUUCUGGAGGGGCACUCCAGCUGCUCUGUGGUUCAGUAGCUUUUGCUCGAGGUAAAACCUUUGAGAGCACAGUUUUCAUUCUCUAUGGGGUGAUGUGGGCAGUAUGGGGUUUGACUCGAUAUGGCGGCUUAUACGGGGAAACCCGCAGCUUUAAUGUGGUUGUCGGGAUCAUAAGCUUCAUGUUGUUUAACUGUUUAGUGACAGCUGCAGCACUAUUUGUAAGUGUUGCUUGGUUUGCUUAUGCCCUCACCUUCCAGCUUAUCCUCAUUAGCUUCCUGCUGGAUGCAGUAGGUGCACUGCCUUAUGGCUAUGACAUAGGAGUCACCAUAAUUUUUGGUCUGGUCAGUUUUUAUUUUUUCUUGGCGGAAAUUUUUAACAGCACCUUCCAGUCCCCACUGAUACCCUUCGGAAAACCUCUAGUCAAGCUAAAUGGGGACAGAGGAGGCGCAGAUAUUUGUCCGCAUGUACCCGCUCGCAAGGCCUCGUCUGUCCGGCAGAUUGCAGAAAUUAUGAAAAAUGGUGGCAUAUGUGGAAUGCCGACUGACACCGUCUAUGUGCUGGUGGCAGCUUGCAACAGGCCCGACGCAGUCGUCAAAGCUUACAAGGUGAAGAAGCAGGCGCAGGACCGCCCCAUGUCCCUGUGGAUCUCCUCCAUCAAACAGCUGGAGCCGGUGCGACACCUGCUGAGCCCUCUGCUCCUUGAUUUCAUGGAGGCUGCGUGGCCCUCUUCCAUUAGCAUGGUUAUACCCAGAGGCCCGUGGAUGGACACCUUUGGUUUAGGAGAUGCUGCUAAACACAUAGGGACACCACAAAGCAUUGCAAUCAGAAACCCAGACUGUUCUGUGGUCACACAUCUUAUUAAUCUGGUGGGGCCUGUCGCUGUAACCUCAGCCAACCCUUCAGGCGAGGCAGACACAACGCACCACAACCAAGUUUACGCCAAGCUAGGAACAAAAGUGGAUGGAGUGUUAUGUGAUGGACCAUCCCCAGAGAAUAUUGCAUCUACUGUGGUUGACUGCACCAAAAUUGAAACGGGUUGUAUUGGCUUCUUUAGAGUGGGUCUCAUUCCUAAAUCCAAGGUUCUUUAUAUCUUUGAGGAGGUUCAGAAGCGGCACAUACAUGGGCAGACAAAUCCUGCUUUUGAAUGAUCUGCAUCUGUAAGAUGCACAAAAGAAACUCAAGAAAACAUUUACAGUUUCACUUGAACAACGUCCAGUCCUCCAGAAAUGGGUCAUCGUAAGCACUUGUAAAUAAUGACAAAUGUAACCUAUAUCCAGACUCAGUGCAAGCAUAGGAAAUGUAGAGGAGAUCUCAGGUUCCACUGCACAGGGACAACCCCACAAGCUGUUAAUGUGCUGGUGUUUUUUGGCACGCAAACUGAUUUUUUUUAAUUAUGUUUAAUUCAAUUCAAUUCAGUUUAUUUGUAUAGCCCAAUUUCACAAAUUACAAAUUUGUCUCGGAGUGCUUUACAAUCUGUACACAUAGACAUCCCUGUCCCAAAACCUCACAUCGGAUCAGGAAAAACUCCCAAAUAACCCUUCAGGGGGAAAAAAGGGAAGAAACCUUCAGGAGAGCAACAGAGGAGGAUCCCUCUCCAGGAUGGACAGAUGUAAUGUGUACAGAAGGACAGAUUAGAGUUAAAAUACAUUCAAUGAUUUUGACAGUGUAUGAAUAGUUUGUAUUAGGCAUAUUCCACGAUGGAGACCUCCACGAGCCAUCAGGCAGAUGGAGGUAGAGAGGAGGAGUGGGCGGAGUCUCAACAGGGCAGUGGCGUAGUUGGUAGCAGGAAUUCCACGGUCCAGACCUCGAUGAUUCAUCAGGCAGAUAGGAUCUAUGCCUUCUCAUAGGGUCCGAUUUACUUUUUUAUACGAAUGUUGGUGUAAACAUUCUACAACAUGCACACCGGCUCCAAUGCACUGCAACUUGACUAGCUGGUUAACUUGACUAAUGUCUGUACUGUAUGUCAUAUAUUUUUCAAUGUGUCAAUUCUUUUGAGUUGUGUAUAUACUUCUUUUAUGAUAAAAUAUAUAUUUAAUGAUU
This is a messenger RNA of Pseudoliparis swirei, 3364 nucleotides long. RefSeq lists its product as uncharacterized. Gene Ontology annotation, molecular function: tRNA binding; nucleotidyltransferase activity; double-stranded RNA binding. Gene Ontology annotation, biological process: regulation of translational fidelity. The record is from RefSeq and is a predicted model, not a curated record. Gene Ontology annotation, cellular component: cytoplasm. The transcript is spliced from 9 exons. NCBI's taxonomy places the organism in Eukaryota, Metazoa, Chordata, Actinopteri, Perciformes, Liparidae. The coding region runs from base 1 to 2472 and encodes 823 amino acids.